Molecule: messenger RNA, 1119 nt
Organism: Acanthosepion pharaonis
Lineage: Eukaryota; Metazoa; Mollusca; Cephalopoda; Sepiida; Sepiidae
Source: the annotation of a GenBank genome assembly
AUGUUUUCUCUUUUCGCCUUUAUUUAUUAUGUUCAUCUUGCUUGCCCACCCCUCUCUCUCUCUCUAUUUCUUUCAUUUCUUCUUCCUAACUUUUUUUUCUUUAUACGUUCUUUUUUUUUUAUCUUGGUGAUUUCUUUAACUUAUUCCUUCCAGUCUUUUCCUUUUCAAUGUUUGUUUCAUUAUUUAUCUUGUGCAAUUUUCUUUUCUUUCCUUUUUCUUUGUUUAGUUUUUUUCUUUGUUUCUUUUACGUUAAUUUUUAAUUUCAUUUUUUUUGUAACAUUUAUUUCAUUUUCAUUUCACUUCACUUUAUUUUUUUUAAUUCUCAUUACUUUCUGCAUUCUUUCAGUAUUAGUAUCAUUAGUUUAUCUUUUACAGUUUUAUUCAUUCUCUUUAUUUUUCUUUCUUUCUUUCGUUCUUUAUUUCCUUCCUUCUGUUUCUACGUAUUCAUUGUUUUUUGUUUUCUUUCAUUCGGCCUUCUUUCUUUUUUGCUUUCUUUCUUUCUUUGUUUGUUUCUUUCUUUGCAUUUCUUUGUAUGUAUAUAUAACUUAUAACAGUUUCACAAUUACCGUAUUCUUUCUUUCUUUCUUUCUUUCUUUCUUUCUUUCAUUCUUUCUUUCUUUCAUUCUUUCUUUCUUUUUUUUGCAUUUACUCUUACAGACUGUUUAUAACGUUUUACGUUUUACACAUUGCAAUUUGUCUGUCUUUCUUUCUUUUUCGUUCUCUCUGUCUCUUUAUUUCAUUCUUUUUUCCAUUUUCUUUCUUUCAUUCUUUCUUCUCUUUCUACGUAUUUAUUCAGUUUUUCUUUCUUUGUUUUUUCCAACUUUUCUUCCUUUAUUAUUUCUUUCUUUCUUAAUCUUUCUUUCUUUUUUCUUUGUCUCUCUCUCUCUCUUUCUUUCUUUCUUUCUUUCUUUCUUGCAUUUCUUCCUCCCGUGUAUCUAUACCUUUUCAAAUUCCCCGUUUUCUUUCUUUCUUUCUUUCUUUCUUUCUUUCUUUUCAUACCUUAGUUUGUCUUUGAGUUCUAUUUCUUUUUUUUCUCUUCAUAUUUGGCUCUGUACUUAUCUCUUUAUCUAUCUAUCUAUCUAUCUAUCUAUCUAUCUAUCUAUCUAUCUAUGUAGAUAG